Molecule: messenger RNA, 1275 nt
Organism: Rodentolepis nana
Lineage: Eukaryota; Metazoa; Platyhelminthes; Cestoda; Cyclophyllidea; Hymenolepididae
Source: the annotation of a GenBank genome assembly
AUGGCCCAUAUUUUCCUCCAGAGAAGUUCAACAUGCGAGACCCAAGGAACGGAAAGGCGUCAAGAAGGCAGAUUCACCUUCGAUAAUGACCCCACCGACGACGACUCGCAUGCUUUUCGCUUUCAGCACCAGCAUUCCAUAUUUUCCCCUUGCCCGACUGUUCAAAAACUAACCCAAGCUAAGGACUAUGUGGAGUCCCUGCAUCAAAAUGAGCGCGCGCCAUUACUCUAUGGCAAAAACAAUGUCAUUGUUCAGCCCAGUUUGAGUACCACCCGAAUUUCUGGUUACUUGUCGAUGCAUAAAACAGGAACCGAUGAUGACUCUGGUAUCAAAUUGAAGUGGGCGCCAAAUAGAGCAAUGUCUGUGCCUCAAGAGCAUGAAGAACAAUGGCAGAAGAAGCGAGUACAGAAGCAACCUCGUCUAAAUGGUCAAGAUCUCAUCAAAAGUACCGAAGAUGUAUCUAACAUCCUGUUUAAUGAAUCUAGUUACUGGGACUUUGCGUUGGAUAUUGACAUUAAAAAGGUCGUGUAUAUACACUGUCACCGACACUAUUUUGAUGACUACGGAGGCACAGUGAUACUAGUACGCUCCGACGGAGUCCAAUAUCCCCCUUUGGAUUUUCCGACAUUUUCUCAGGUGAUCUCCUUUAUGCAAUGUCUAGAAACCCACCUGGCUCCCAAGGGUUCUCUCAAUCCCCCAACAGAUGAAGUCAACUGGAAUGAGAUUACGGGACCAGCCAAAAGUGAUUCCACCCCUGUGUCUCCGACGGAAGACAGUGGGCUGCUACCCUCACCGACGUCUAAAAAACACACUCAAUUCUGCUUCCGUAUUGACAUAGCAGAAACUCUGCCACUUGUAAAACAGGAAACUGGCUUCCGCUUCUUUUCAUCAACCCGACGUAGCGGUCCACGUGAGAAGGCUCCUUCCACGGAUAACUUGAAUAACACUAGCAAAUCCAGCACCCCUUCUGAAAUUCUUCCACAAAUCCCUGUCAAUGCAAUUGAUGCAUUCUCCAAUACCUACCAUACAAUGCAACAGCAGAUACUCACUCGUGUGUUCAACGGAUGGCUCGCAUAUACUCGUUCACUAAAUCAAAUACGAAAUAAGCUUCAAACCCUGGUCUAUCCACGAUAUUUGAUGCCGAAACCUCCACCUACUGAACCGGAACCCCUCACAGCAGAUUUCUGGUACAAAUUCCGACAUUCUGGCGGAAAGGUGCGAAUGUUACAACGUGUUUACUACUACCUCUUUUUCUUUGGGCACAAUGCUAUAUAG